Molecule: messenger RNA, 3120 nt
Organism: Closterium sp. Yama58-4
Lineage: Eukaryota; Viridiplantae; Streptophyta; Zygnematophyceae; Desmidiales; Closteriaceae
Source: the annotation of a GenBank genome assembly
AUGGCAGAGAUUCGCGAGUUUGGGUUGCAGAUGCAGGGUUGGGACAUGCGCCACAUGCAGGACUACGAUGAUAUAACUCACGAGUACCACGAGCUCAAGGCUGAGGUGGUCCGGGAACGCAACGAGCUAAACCAAUUGCGUACUGCUGUUUCGACCUCUGUCGCCGAGGCACGAGCGGUAGCAGCUGAUGCGGGUCGCGCAGCUGCAGCAGCGGCUGUGGGAGCAUUGCAGGAAAAGUUAGAGGGUUUUUUCGAGAACUUAGGGGUGAAGCUGAAGAGUGUGGUUGAGCAGGUGAUAGAGCGAUCGUCGCUGGAGGCCACGAUCACAUCCAGCUCCAUGGAACACCUGCAAGCAGCUAUUGACAACAGUGUAUACACAGUGUGGAAGGAUCUCAGAACUGCCGACGACCAGAACAAUCUGACUUUCACCAAGAUUCAGAAGGCGCUUUCUGGACUGUCAACAAAGCUCAAAGGGCUGACUGGACCCAUCAAAGUCCGAAAACCACCCACCGCCGGAGCAGAGGCCACACCAAGGCCUUCGCGAACGCAGCCCGAAGCAGAUUCCCCGGACAUCCCAAUCUCCGCAGCACAACGAGUGAUGGAAAGGUUUGCCGCGACGUCCGAGGGUGAGGCGGGUGAGACGGGCGCUGGUGUGGCAGAUAUUGACUUGUCUGAACCAGUGAGGAGAAACUGGAGAGAGACGUACGCAGCAAAGAAAGUGCAGAAAGAGAAGGAGAAGGAGAGCGUGGAGAGGAGGACGGCUGAAGCGCGGAAGCGGCAAGCACUUCAGACGGCGCAAGCGGCGGCUGCAAAGAAGAGGCGGGCUGAGAGCGGGUUGGGAAAUACGAGGGUGGAGGACCGGCCUGGGACUGUUAGCAGCGGGAGAGUGACGGAAAACCAACCGGCGGGUACAGCCGCCGAGGCAAGGAUGGUGGAACGCGAAAAGGAGGAUAAGCGGCGGAGAGAGGAGCAAAAAAGGGAGGAGGCGAGGAAGGUGGAACGCGAAAAGGAGGAGAAGCGGCAGAAGGAGGAGGAGGAGCGGAAGAGGGAGGAGGCGAGGAAGGCGGAACGCGAAAAGGAGGAGAAUUGGCAGAAGGAGGAGGCGAGGAAGGCGGGACGGGAAAAGGAGAAGCGCCAGAAGGAGGAGCGGAAAAAGGAGGAGAAGGCGGAACGCGAAAAGGAGGAGAAUCGGCAGGAGGAGGAGCGGAAAAAGGAGCAAGCGAGGAAGGCGGAACGCGAAAAGGAGGAGAAGCGGCAGAAGGAGGAGGAGGAGCGGAAGAGGGAGGAGGCGAGGAAGGCGGAACGCGAAAAGGAGGAGAAGCGGCAGAAGGAGGAGGAGGAGCGGAAGAGGGAGGAGGCGAGGAAGGCGGAACGCGAAAAGGAGGAGAAGCGGCAGAAGGAGGAGGAGGAGCGGAAGAGGGAGGAGGCGAGGAAGGCGGAACGCGAAAAGGAGGAGAAGCGGCAGAAGGAGGAGGAGGAGCGGAAGAGGGAGGAGGCGAGGAAGGCGGAACGCGAAAAGGAGGAGAAGCGGCAGAAGGAGGAGGAGGAGCGGAAGAGGGAGGAGGCGAGGAAGGCGGAACGCGAAAAGGAGGAGAAGCGGCAGAAGGAGGAGGAGGAGCGGAAGAGGGAGGAGGCGAGGAAGGCGGAACGCGAAAAGGAGGAGAAGCGGCAGAAGGAGGAGGAGGAGCGGAAGAGGGAGGAGGCGAGGAAGGCGGAACGCGAAAAGGAGGAGAAGCGGCAGAAGGAGGAGGAGGAGCGGAAGAGGGAGGAGGCGAGGAAGGCGGAACGCGAAAAGGAGGAGAAGCGGCAGAAGGAGGAACGGAAGAGAGAGGAGGCGAGGAAGGCGGAACGCGAAAAGGAGGAGAAGCGUCAGGAAGAAGAGGAAGAGCGGAAGAGGGAGGAGGCGAGGAAGGCGGAACGCGAAAAGGAGGAGAAGCGGCAGAAGGAGGAGGCGAGGGCGAUGGAAAGGAGGCGGGCACAAAGGGAGGCGGAGUUAGAAGCUAAGCGUCAGCAGAUUGCAAAGUUCGCUGAAACAAAGCGGUUGGAGGCAGCAAAGCGAAAAAGAGACCUCGAAAUAGAGCGUCGGAAAGCCAUGGAGGAGAUCGAGCGUAUUGCACGGUUGGAGGAAGCCGCAAAGGAGGAAGAGGAGAGGCAACAAAAGGAGUUAGAGGCAGAAACAGAGAAAAUGGAAAACGAGAGGCGACGGAUUGCGGUAGUGGACCUCGUGGAGGAGCGGCAGGGUUCAGUACAACUGACAGGCCAUGGAGUUUUAGAGACUCAACCGCCAUCGAAAAGGCCACGCAUUGACCAGGCGGGAACGAACUUCGACGCGGAUGAGGGGUCUUUGGGGACAGCUGCGUCAGAUGAAUGUGUCGGUGAAAAUGUGUCGGGAAAUCAGAACGUUCAACCAACGCUGGGGGAGGCGACGGGAGAGGUGGCACCGCGAAGAACGGAUGCGCUACCAGAUGAGCUAGGGAAGCGGUGGGGAGAAACAAGGCAUUUCAGAUCGAGUGGUCUUACCACACGCGAAAAGAAGAACAAGAAGGGGGAAGUGGUGUCCGUGCGCUUCAACUCGGAGCAAACCGUCGGAGGUGUGAAGAGGAACAUGGGGAGCUACAAGGAGAGGAAGCUGCGCGAUUUCACAGUGGCCGUCUGUUGGAUGACCUACUUCCCCGACACCGACAUGCCACAUUACGGCUUGGAUCCUGCCGAGCUUGGCUUGUGGGCGGUCCACCUCGAUUUCGCUCGUGACCUCCCGACGGGUGUCUGGAGUGUCAUGAACGAAUUGAACCUCGACAAGUUCGAGAACUUCGAAAACGUCAUGAACAAGACGCAUUCACGGAUGAAGGACGGCGCGCAUUUCCAGGUGGCCGUUUGCACAGGGAUUGGACAGGCCCUGGUACACGGAGGGAGUGGGCUGGUGUCGCCCCCCGCGAAUGUCACUCCCGCGGUCUAUGCAGCGGGAGUAGCUGCAACCCUCUACACCUUGUGGUGUGCCUCGAUCGGCAUUCCCCACCAGGACUGGGCGGAGGGUGCGGAUGAGGCGGCUCGUGGCACGCUCAACGAGGCAAGCCUUGCUAGUCGAGCAACCUCUACUGCUCGGCUUGGAGUGUGGACUUAA